AUGUUCGCGGCAUCACUCCUCACGCUAGCGCUUGCGGCGACUGGCCUCUGCCAGGUCACAGCUCCAGAAGGUUACCGCACGGUAUACAUCACCUCGAUGGUGGAUGCGAAAUUCGUCGUGGUUCCGAAGGCGCCUGUGAAGAACGGGACAACUUUGGUCGUCCAAACACGCACCAACAAGGUCGACCAACAGUGGUACAUCAAAGCCAACAGCACCAAAAUCCAACUAGCAACCACAAACUUCUGCCUCGAUGGUGGGCCCAAGAGCAACUGGAAAGACAUGGCCAGCAUCUACCUAACCGACUGCAACGAAACCAGCGACUCGCAGAAAUGGUUCGCCAUGGCCGACGGACGCAUCGCCAUUGAGAAGUCGCCCGCGCCGCAGCAAUGUAUCGAUCUUCAGUACAUGCGUGCUACGCAGAACAACCCGGUUGGUUUCUAUUCGUGUGCGGGGCUGGGGAAUACGGGCGCCAAGGAUAAGGGGAUUAAUUGGCCGCUGGUGGAUGUUACGACGGCCUGA
Molecule: messenger RNA, 519 nt
Organism: Westerdykella ornata
Lineage: Eukaryota; Fungi; Ascomycota; Dothideomycetes; Pleosporales; Sporormiaceae
Exons: 4
Coding region: 1-519 (172 amino acids)
Source: RefSeq, a predicted model, not a curated record